AUGCCAGCCUACCACUCCAUCUUCCUGGAGGACCGCGAUGUCCCCGGAACUUUCCUAUCCUACCCCUCCGCACUCGCACCCGCGGUCCUGCAUACACUCUACCCACCCUUCCCCCCUAACACUGCCGACAUCGACGUCGCCCCCGACAGCGAGUCCUACGACUGUGUUGACGAGAUUCUGUCCUUGUUCCGCGCCAAUGUGCUCUUCCGCAAUUUCGAGAUCAAUGGCCCUGCCGACCGCAUGCUCAUUUAUGGCACUCUGUUUGUCAGCGAGUGCCUCGGGAAGGUCAAGCCGACAAUGACUGCCCGUGAUGCUGAGAAGGCUCUCAUCAAUGCCGCCCUCGAAAACUUCGCCAUCCCCGGCGAUGUCUCCUUCCCUCUCAACCAGGCCUUUGAGCCCCCACGCGACCGCCAGGAUGCGGAAAGUCUCCGACAAUACAUUUCGCAGGUGCGACAGGAAACCGCCGUGCGACUACACGCCAGAUUAUACCCCGGUGGAGAAGGACCUUCGAAGUUUUGGCUCAGCUUCACAAAGCGAAAGUUCAUGGGAAAGAGCCUGUAA
Penicillium waksmanii is the source of this 561-nucleotide messenger RNA. Its product is annotated as actin-related protein 2/3 complex subunit 3. Gene Ontology annotation, biological process: regulation of actin filament polymerization; Arp2/3 complex-mediated actin nucleation. NCBI's taxonomy places the organism in Eukaryota, Fungi, Ascomycota, Eurotiomycetes, Eurotiales, Aspergillaceae. Bases 1 to 561 code for a protein of 186 amino acids. Gene Ontology annotation, molecular function: actin filament binding. The record is from RefSeq and is a predicted model, not a curated record. Gene Ontology annotation, cellular component: Arp2/3 protein complex; cytoskeleton. The transcript has 6 exons.